UGCACACUUACUGGGAUUCUGACUGCUGAUCAGCUGCUGGUAGAUAUGGGACUCCAUCCUUACUUGGUUAGCUAAAGUCAGAACGUUUCAUAUCUUGGUUUCCUGUGAGACAGUGGGAGCAAACAAAGAGGAGCAAUGUGGACCAAACAGUUUGGUUUUCUGGUCGGCGCCCUGUGCAUGUGCCAGGUUUUUUCACAAGACAUCUAUGUUGCGGAGGUGAUGGUGGAGAGCAACGUCACGCUGACCGCUCAGAGCAUCCUGGCGAGUUGGGCCCCAUCCGUUUCACUCAAUGUGGGUGGAAACAAUGUGAUAAUCAGCAGCAGCCAGCUGGUCGCAGAGUGCCUGGUUGUUGGAGAAGACUACAACUGCAACUGCUCCAAAGGCUACGCUUGGAGUAACGAGGUCUGCUACAAUUACGGCUGCUGUACCGAAACUCCAUGUCUGAAAAAUGUGUCCCAGGCUACAUCCAUCUGUGUUGAGAAAUUCGAUGUUAUCAUCAAUGGAUCCGUUCAGCUGACUUCGGGGUCCUGGACUUCUGUACAAACCACGAAGCUUAAUGCUGGGCUGAAUUUGAUGAAUGGCGUGGGAUCCGUGAAUAUCACCGGGCCGAGACCUUCAGAUCCGACCAUUGCUGACUUUCAGAUGGGUGUCUAUGUCAGAUUAGACGUACCGACGUUUCAACAGAUUCUGACUGCUCUGUCUACCAACCUGACAUCGGCCCCAAUUUACGUCGACACUAAAAAAAUGGUAAACAUCUCUGCAGAAACCAGUACAGUGGAAUAUGAGGGCAUAAUUAGUCUUACCUGCCAAAUGGAGGAAGCCACAGGCAGCGCUGGGUGGAACCUAAGCAAACCAUUUGAGCGCUUUUCGAUCAACAAAGGCCUUCUGACCCAAAUUAACACGGACUGUGUCACUGAAAAAUACAAAUCCUGUGUGAAACUUGUUGUAACUAAAGCAACAGGUGCCUGGACAGGUACAUAUGAGUGUGGAUUUACUACUGGAACAAUCAGACACACUGCCAGCAUUCCCAUAAAAGUCGUUCUCCUGCCGGAUGUGAUUACCAUGAAGUUUAGCCCUUUGAUUGCAGAUUGUUCUGGCAAUAAACCUCCUAUAACUGUUACAGCAACUAUCCCAGAGUCUGAAGAGCCAUACACAUACUUUUGGAGCUACAAUAAUAAACCUGGUCCACAGAGUAGUGCAACCAAUAAAAUAAGUUUUCAAUACAACGGUUGGGUGGAGUGUGAGCUUAAUGUAGCACCUGUGAAAAUCACUUUUCGAAACAACCUAAACCAGGAUAAGAAUGCAUCUGUGGAAAUCCCUGUGUUUCGUGACACUGCAAAAUUCUGCAAAGAUGAGACUCUCAACAACGAGGUUUGGCCAAAAACUCCGGCUGGAGUGACAUUAUUUAAUCGGACUUGUCCACCACGCAGGGUAGGGUACAAGUCACGUCAAUGUGGUCCAGAGGGAGAAUGGAAAGAGGUUUUCUCCCAAUGCAUCAGUGAGGAGCUGAGCAAAGUUACAGACGCAGCUAACAAUUUUUUGAGUGGACUUGGAGCCACACAGGAAGUGGCUAAGGACAUAUUUGGAGGAAUCAAGAACAGCUCUAGUUUAAGUUCCGAUGGCUCUGGUGCUGACACUGCUGACAUUGGUGCUUCCAUUGGCAUCAUAGGAGUGAUGGCCAAUGCUUCAGUCAACGUUGUUUUGGAUGAGACAGUGUUUCCUGAUUUAAUUGAUGCAGCCAGCAAUAUGGUCAACUCAAGCUGGAAUGGGGUAAAUGAUUCAGUCCGUCACGGCAUGUCUGCAAACUACCUUUCCAGUGUGGAGACUUUGGUGAAGAACAUCAAGAUCAACACCAGUGAGGGUUUCAACAGUACAAACCUGGAGCUCAAAUUCUGCUCAAGUGAUGACUGCAGCAUUUCUGUGUUUGGCAUUGAUGUGAAUUUGAACAAGACCAAUGGAACAAUGAAAACCAUGGGCGUGAGGAAUCUGAUGGAAAAAUUGAAAAACAAGAAAUUUCCAGGCAAAAAUCACAGCAGUAUAGUGCUGUCAACCACCCUCGAAGGCAACAAUGAUUCAGAUAUUACGAUUAAAAUGUUCUUCCCUGACGAGCAACCAACCGCCACAGAACGUCUCUGUGUCUUCUGGGAUACAAAUAUAAAAGACUGGUCCAGCGAAGGCUGCAUUGCCAACGUCACCGAUGACAACCAAACACUCUGCGAAUGCAACCACCUCACUUCCUUCUCUGUUCUCAUGUCCAAAGGCGACACCACCAAGGAUACUACGAUCCUUGACAUGAUCACAAACAUUGGACUGGGUGUGUCUGUUUUCUCCCUGCUGAUCUUUCUUUUCGUCGAAUCCUUGGUGUGGUCAGCGGUGACAAAGACGAACCUGUCGCAUUUCCGUCACACAGCCGUGGUGAACAUUGCCGUGUUCCGCCUGCUCGCAGACUGCAGCUUCUUGGCUUCAACUAAACCCGAACAACUCUCCGAUACCUGGUGCUUUACCUUCACCGUCUGCAAGCACCUGUUUUACCUGGCAAUGUUCUGCUGGAUGCUUUGUCUGAGUGUGAUGCUCGUCCACCAACUCAUCUUUGUUUUCAGCCCAGUCAGGAAAAGAGUCUUCAUGUACCUCUCCAGCAUUGUAGGCUAUGUUGUACCAAUUGCACUAGUGGGAGCCAGCUAUGUGUAUUACAAAUACAAAGAACAGGACUACUACUGUAGAAAGUCUUGUUGGUUGACAUAUGUCCGGCUGUUGGAGGGCUCCAUUCACGCAUUUAUUCUUCCUGUGGGAACCAUUAUUUUGUCAAAUCUCUUCUCCAUGGUGGUUGUCAUUGUCACCCUGGUGAAGACCUCUGCACCAGACAGCAGCAAAUCAGAUGACAAGGACACAGCCAAGAGCAUUCUCAAAGUGAUCGUCUUUCUAGCUCCUGUCUUUGGAGUAACGUGGAUCAUUGGGUUUGGUUUACUUAUGCUGGAUGAAAACAGCUCCUUGUAUCCGGUUGCUGACUACGCCUUCGUCAUCCUCAAUUCUUUUCAGGGCCUUUUCAUUCUGCUAACAGGUGCUGUGGGAGAGCAGAAGGUGAGGCAGGAAGUGGUUAGAAUCAUAAUGGUAAAAACUGGACGAGACACUGAUGGUGCCAAGAAACUGACUAAUAGUUCAUCUACACUCUACACAAAAGACAAAUGAUGGAGACAGCGGAAACAGUAAGAGCAGCUCUGGCGACCACAGCGCCCCCCUGUGACCCAGGAGAGAACACUUCUUGAAGUUUGCAAUGUAGUAGAUUUUUGAUCCGUAGACUGUUCCAAAUGUGUAGCUGGUUGCUCUAAGAACAUAAUCAAAAAACAAUCAAGUAGAAGACUAAUGAUAAUUAGCAGUGAGUUGGUGAUAUUUCCAAAAUGAUGCAUAUAUACUGUAGAAGUACAUUCUAAAUGUGUUACUGACCAAUGAGACAAAAGAUGCAUUUAAAUAGCCAAUAUUUUCUUUAGGUUUUGGGUCAGUGUGGAGCUU
Gambusia affinis (western mosquitofish) is the source of this 3507-nucleotide messenger RNA. It is a transcript of the gene adgrf3b, whose product is annotated as adhesion G protein-coupled receptor F3b. The record is from RefSeq and is a predicted model, not a curated record. The transcript has 18 exons. Gene Ontology annotation, cellular component: membrane. Gene Ontology annotation, biological process: G protein-coupled receptor signaling pathway; cell surface receptor signaling pathway. NCBI's taxonomy places the organism in Eukaryota, Metazoa, Chordata, Actinopteri, Cyprinodontiformes, Poeciliidae. The coding region runs from base 136 to 3186 and encodes 1016 amino acids. Gene Ontology annotation, molecular function: G protein-coupled receptor activity.